Messenger RNA from Emericellopsis cladophorae, 2526 nucleotides. Its product is annotated as C2H2 zinc finger protein. The record is from RefSeq and is a predicted model, not a curated record. Gene Ontology annotation, cellular component: cytoplasm. The coding region runs from base 1 to 2526 and encodes 841 amino acids. Lineage: Eukaryota; Fungi; Ascomycota; Sordariomycetes; Hypocreales; Bionectriaceae. The transcript is spliced from 2 exons.
AUGGGUAACUCAUCGGCCAAAGAGUCCGGCGCCUCCGAUAGUCCUUAUGGCGCCGCUCGUCGUCGAUCCGUCGCUGAGCCGUCGUCCCAGGCUAUCGAAAACGAUCGAAACGCACGCAAUCGUGUGAGCAGAGGCGAUCUGAGCUUUCUGGGUCUUGCGAGCGCCUCGAGCGGACGUGACACUCGCAACCGGGAGGAUGCGCCCUUUCAGCACAAGGAGACCAAGGCCGAGCGAGAGGCGAGGAAACUCGAGCAGGAACGUGCCGCACGAGCCAAGGAACGUGAGAGGAGUGUCAGGGAGGAACAUGUCGACGGCGGAUUCCUGGUGACAAUGGGCGUCUAUACUGGCACCGAGGACUUCAGCAAGUCCACCGUGCGGCAACUCCAGAUUGAGCGCAAAAUCGCUCCAUUUUGGCGUGGGUUGCAGGAUUGGUCUGAUAGCUGGGCUGAGCAUCAAAUCAUUGCCGCCGCGCGAGGCCUCGACGUACCAGCCGCCGACGAGACACCCGACCCUGACCUUGUGCCUCGACCACCGCGACUCCAGUCCGAUAGUAACCAAAGCCUACAGAAUCUGACGGUGCCCAUGGGGCCCAGGACGUUGUCAGCUGCCUCGGACCGUAGUGGCACUGGCGCCGCGACGCCUGCUGGCGGUCAGUCCAAGAGCGCCGCAUUCAAGCCGGGUGGUCGAGCGAAAGCGAUCGCAGCGGCCCUCACUGGCCACUCUCGUAACGCAUCGUCUACAGAUCUUGGUCCCAGGGAAAUUAAGCUCCCUGAUGAUCCCUUUGUCAACGGCCAGGCUCUCGAGGUGUUUCUGUACAAGGAUGCAUCGGAAUGCCCCAUCUGCUUCCUCACCUACCCCCCCUAUCUCAACAAGACACGAUGCUGCGAUCAGCCCAUUUGCAGCGAAUGUUUUGUGCAGAUCAAGCGAGCCGACCCGCAUCUCCCCGAGCACCACCCCAAUGGAGAGGUGCGUGACCCUAACGAGGGCCUCAGUGCGAGCGACCCUCCCGAGAUGCUGAUCUCCGAGCCUGCGAACUGUCCGUACUGCCAGCAAAACGAGUUUGGUGUUACGUACGAUCCGCCGCCCUUCCGACGGGGCAUUGUUUACUCUGGCUCCACGUCGAAUCUAGGAGCAGGCACAGCCAUGUCCUCACAAAGCUCACUCCACGCGACAUUGCCUGCUUCCGGGGGCUCACAGCCCGGACGUAGACGAGCAACUAGCUUGUCCGCCAACGCGCCCAAUGUUAUCACCACAGACCGCGUACGGCCGGAUUGGGCUACCAAACUGAACGCGGCCCGUGCGCAUCAAGCAAGAAGAGCGGCGGCGGCAACAGCUCUGCACACAGCUGCUUUUCUCGUCGGUGGCGAGAAUGAGCAACGCGGUUCAUCCUUAUUACGCCCAGGGCGCUUCAGCCGGAGGAACACCGGGCGGGGCAUGGCAGCGAGCGUGGAGGCUGACACUACAGCCGAGGGCGCUGACAAUCAGCCUGAGGGUGAAGCCAGGGCGCAAGGUCCGCCAGGGCGGCGAAGAACGCGCAUGGAAGAGCUCGAGGACAUGAUGUUCAUGGAGGCUGUACGUCUUUCGCUGGCAUCGGAAGAGGACCGCCGACGUAAAGAAGAGAAGGCCUACCGCAAAGAUGCCAAGAAGCGAGAAAAGGAGCGAGAGAAGGAGGAGCGCAAGGCGGCCAAGAAGCAGGCUGCUAGUCCAUACGGAGGUAGCGGCAGCGGAGGAGCCAGCGGCAGCAGCCUGUCGCUCGGAGGAUUCGGACGCCGCCGGGGUAACAGCGCCGCCAGCAACCUGAGGAUGGACGCGACCGUGCAGGGCGCGGCAAGCAAGAGCGGCGAAUCUUCGCCAUCAGCAAACGUCUUUCGAGACAAGACAGCCUCGAAAGAAGACGUUACUGGCGAGGACAAGGGAAAGGGCAUUGACAGAAGUCUGUCCGACAGCUCCAAUGCGGAUGACGGUGCAUUUCCCGGCUCUCUACCCAUUCCCACCAGUCGUGGUGGUUCACACUUGCGCCAGAUGAGCAAUGCCUCGUCCGUCGGGUCCUCCCUUAUCGACACGCCCACCGGCAGCUACACAGGGACCGGCACCGAGGGUCACGAUCCUCGUGCUAGCGGCAUGAGUGUCAACCAGAAUGAGGACACGGACGGCACGGAACCCAUGUUCAACUUUCGCAGCCUCGCCGAGAUUGUCGGCGUGAACAUUGAUGACGGGCAGAUGCGUCGUGAUGAUGGCGCGGACUCACCAGGCAAAGGACAUCCGACAACCGGCCGUCCCCUGUCGCAGGUGGAUGAGGAUGAGGAGAAGGAGGAGGCCGCGGCCGAGCACGCCGAGCAUGCCGAUGUACGCCAAUUGCCGGCCCCGAACGCCGCCAUGUCGGCAGACGCGGAAAAGCUAAAGGGCACCUCGUCCCCGGACCUGGUCAUUACCCCUGGGACGCCUACGGCUGAGAGCAGUGCUGAGCAUGGCAAGCAGCUAGGCCACUCGAAUCUCACGGGGCAGCCUCCUCAGACCACGAUCUGA